Molecule: messenger RNA, 678 nt
Organism: Vanessa atalanta (red admiral)
Lineage: Eukaryota; Metazoa; Arthropoda; Insecta; Lepidoptera; Nymphalidae
Product: chorion class A protein L11-like
Exons: 2
Coding region: 108-512 (134 amino acids)
Biological process (GO): chorion-containing eggshell formation; multicellular organism development
Cellular component (GO): egg chorion
Molecular function (GO): structural constituent of egg chorion
Source: RefSeq, a predicted model, not a curated record
CCAAUUGCGACAUUUCUAUUCCAUGUGUGAAUGGUUCGUAUAUAAGCGUUUGUGUGACUUCUCAUAGUCAUUGUAUAUUCAGCUACUUUGAAUACGCACCAAGCAUCAUGUCUACCUUCGCUUUCCUCCUCCUCUGCGUCCAAGCUUGCUUGAUUCAGAAUGUAUACAGCCAGUACAUCGGUGGUCCUCUUGGAUGUGGAUGUGAAGCCGGUCUGGCUGGACCCCUUGGCUACGGCCGAGGCCUAGGCAUCGCUGGCUUAGGCUGUGAAGCCGGUCUAACUGGUUACGGAUUGGGCCUUGGUCUUGGUGCUCCAUACGGUGCUGCCUACGGAGGUGCCGGUGUCGGUGAUGUAUCAGUCGCUGGUGAAAUGGGCGUCGCUGGUAACACCCUGGUCGCUGGUCAAGUGCCAAUCCUCGGUGCUGUCGAGUUCGGAGGUAUCGUGCCGGCUGCUGGAGCUGUCUCCAUUGCUGGUAGCUGCGGUUGCGGCUGCGGUGGUGGUUACAUUUACUGAGAUAUUGUAACAUGAUCAACGAAAGACCGUUUUGCACACUAAAUUAAACAAUUUUGUUGGCUUUCAAAUGUCAUCUUUCAUUCGUACUCAUUUAAACCUCAUUUAAGACUCUAAUAUUUUUUUUUAGUUUCACACGUUAUAAAUAUUAAACAGGGUCUGGACAGGA